AUGUUGGUGCUACCUCCAAGGAUUGUAGCGUCCGUUUGGUUAGCUACCAGUGCCCUCUUAGCAUCAGAACCUACUCCAAUCCCGAACGGUAUUGACACCAACACUGCCGUUGUGGGUACCGGUACUUCCACAGCUUUUAUUGCAAGCGCUUCCAACACCCUGAAAACUCAAACCUAUGACUUGGGGAAUGGGUCUGUGACACUUUCAAACCCUUUGGAGAUUUCCGUCUCGAAGAACUCCGCAAAGGAAGGUCGCAAGAACUACAACCAAUCAGAGUUGAUCCGACUUCGAGAUCCUACCCUAUUGGGAAGUGGCGGUGGGGGAGCUGUCUUUGGCUACAUUAGAGAUGGCAGCAGUAGCAGUCUACCCGAUGUAGCAGUCAAGAUUAGUUGGAGUGGAAGCGCAAAAAGUGUCCGAAACGAAUGUCAUGUCUUGCAAGUUCUAGAGGAGCGUGGCGUAUCCACUGGAGUCGAAAAGUGCUUGACAUCUUUGGACUAUCCGUUUGGUGAUUCGAAUCGGGCCAUGAUUGCCAUGGAACCAGUCGUCGUUGGCAAGUCAGUGAGCAAUAUUGCAGAUCUUCCCACACCAGCUCUGAGAGAGACAGCCGUGGACCAAUUGAUGCGGAUCAUGCUUCAAAUGAUGGCGGCAGGGGUGGUGACAACUGACGUUCAGCCACUCAUUUCGACCGAGACUGGAUCCGUCCUGCUCAUUGACAUGACCGAGGCACAGGAAAUCUCAUCGACGCCUACUUUUGUUGAUCUCGCGCUUGCGACAUCCUUCACAUCGGAGAUUUGGAAUCUGGUUCCGGAAGACUUGGUACAACUAGCAUCGAAUUCACUGCUGUCAGAAUGGAAGUUACUCGAAAAGUCAAACGAUCGCCAUCAAUGGUCAGCCUCCAUUGUACAAAUAUUGAAGGAUCAACCUUUGCUUUCUGAAGUAGCUGCAGACUACAUUGGGGAAUAUUCGGACGGUAGAAAAUAG
Messenger RNA from Cylindrotheca closterium, 981 nucleotides. NCBI's taxonomy places the organism in Eukaryota, Bacillariophyta, Bacillariophyceae, Bacillariales, Bacillariaceae. The record is from the annotation of a GenBank genome assembly.